ACCGGUCUUUACGCCAUUUUAUAGCCAUUGGAAGCUGAACGUUUUCUGCGAGCUCCUUCUAUUUUAACUGAAAAAUCUCCGUCAAGAUGGGUUUUGGAGACCUGAAAACAGAUGCUGGUUUGAAAGCUUUAAACGAGUAUAUGUCUACUCGCAGCUACGUCGAAGGCUAUGAACCAUCUCAAGCCGACAGUGUUGUCUUUGGUGGACUUACUACUUCGCCCUCUGCAAAUUACUGUCAUGCCAAACGCUGGUUUGAGCACAUUAAAUCUUUCAAGACACAAGUUGCAAAAUUCCCUGGAGUCAAGAAGAGUCUAGACUCCUAUGGCACUGGAACAACUGCUACAAAGUCUAAACCAGCUGAUGACAGUGAUAAUGAUGAUGAUGACAUUGAUCUCUUUGGUUCUGAUGAUGAUGAGGAGGACGAGGAAAGGAAAAAGGAACACCAGAAGCGAAUUGAAGAAUAUAAUUUAAAGAAGAGCAAAAAGCCUGCUAUUAUUGCCAAGAGUAACCUUAUUUUGGAUGUAAAGCCAUGGGACGAUGAGACUGACAUGUCCAAGUUAGAAGAAUGUGUGCGAAGUGUUAGCUGUGAUGGUCUACUGUGGGGUGCUUCUAAAUUUGUUCCAGUUGGCUAUGGCAUUAAAAAACUACAGAUUACCUGUGUGGUUGAAGAUGAUAAGGUUGGCACAGAUUAUCUUGACGAAGAGAUUACCAAAUUUGAAGACUAUGUACAAUCUGUAGACGUUGUUGCCUUCAAUAAAAUUUAAAUUUCAUCAAAUCUUUAAGCAGAAACUGUGUAAUAAAAUAUAUAAAAUGUG
Octopus sinensis (East Asian common octopus) is the source of this 815-nucleotide messenger RNA. Its product is annotated as elongation factor 1-beta. Lineage: Eukaryota; Metazoa; Mollusca; Cephalopoda; Octopoda; Octopodidae. The record is from RefSeq and is a predicted model, not a curated record. Gene Ontology annotation, biological process: translational elongation. Gene Ontology annotation, cellular component: cytosol; eukaryotic translation elongation factor 1 complex. Bases 87 to 764 code for a protein of 225 amino acids. The transcript has 6 exons. Gene Ontology annotation, molecular function: guanyl-nucleotide exchange factor activity; translation elongation factor activity.